Molecule: messenger RNA, 2678 nt
Organism: Seminavis robusta
Lineage: Eukaryota; Bacillariophyta; Bacillariophyceae; Naviculales; Naviculaceae
Source: the annotation of a GenBank genome assembly
UUCUCAUUCGAUGCUUCCUAGCUUCCAUUCUCAAAUUGCUUGCUGGAUACAGUGUACCUGCACGACAUGACAACAGCCUUCGGAACUGGCAGGAUAAUCUCAUCAGCGCAACAAGUUAUUAAAAAGUGAUCCGUCAAAGGAAUUGAAGAUAGCAAGCUAGGACAAGAACAACAAUAACAAGAUCAGAGAUGCCCAAUUGGGACGGAAUAGAAGAUGUUUCUUCGGAGCCACUACGGGUGUGGUUUUCCCGGAUCAAGGAUACAGAUGAUUGGCUGCCUCUGCGAAAAGUGGAUUGUUUUGCCCUCAAUGAUUCUGCCGAAGGUGUCACUUCCGUGAUUGUCGAGGGAGGUCGUUCGACUGCCGACAAGGAGAAACUGAUUAUUACCUCCAAUUUCCAUCGAGCACCGGAUCGCAUGCUGGCAUCGGCCAUUUGGUUUGUCCGCAAAGAAGCCAACUCCAAGGACAAGGUGACCAACUUGGUGCCCAUUUUUGACUGGACAGACUCGCAAAGGAUUGAAAAUCUCUAUCAGGUGGCCGUGGGAGCCACAUCGUCGUUUGGGCCAGGAAUUGACAAGGUACUCAAAGAAGAAGUGGAAUUGUCGGACAAGUCCAAAGUGUCCGUUGUCCAAUCCCACGGAGGAACUGUACUGAGUAUGAAAAAGAAACCAGAAGGAUGGCUCGUCAGUAGAGAAGACUUGCAACGAGGAUACGGGCUGUACACUGUGGAGGGCGAAGACAAUGAGCGAAUGCUGGGACCUCUCAAGCACCUCAUCUUUGUCGUUCACGGAAUUGGCGAAGCCAUUUGGUCUCGCGAAGAUACAUCCAUGAGCAGUCUACGCGAAGAAUGCAAUCGCAUGCGAAUAACCGUACAAACACGACAAAUUGAAGAGUGGAGGAAACAGUGUGAAAAGGCCAAAAAGGAAGGCAAACCAAUUCCAACCAUGCCCGAUCGAAUCGAGAUUAUACCCAUUGAAUGGUACGAUCGCAUCCAUUCCUCGUCCAGUUCACUCUCCAAAUCGUUAAAGGCGACAACGUUGCCCACUAUACCGGCACUACGGGGAAUUGCCAAUGAAGCUGUCUUUGACGUUCUCAUGUACAUGACUCCGGGAUACUGUCUGCCAGUAUUGGAAUGUGUCACUGCGCAGAUCAACUCGUACUACGAAAAGUUCUUGGAAGUACACCCACGAUUCUUGCUCGAUGGUGGAAAAUGUAACUUGGUCGGACACAGUCUUGGUUCGGUUAUUUGUUGGGAUUUGCUGUCCAUUCUGAAAGAUUUUGGAUUUGGCGACGACAACUACACUACAACAAACAACAGCACAACCUCCGUGCCAAGACAACCCCUUGGAGGAGAAGGAUCCACGAGACAAUCAUCGGGUGGUGUGAAUUUUACAAACAAUGGCGAAACCGGCGUUGGUCUUGGGUUUGAGACGUACGGAACAAAGAAGGCAGAAGAGGAAAAAGACGUCCAGCCACAAAAUGGCACAUGGGGGCCCACACUACCCGACAAUCUCAAAGAAACCCUGCCGUUCAUCCCCGAGAAUGUUGUCUUUCUGGGAAGUCCACUCGGCAUGUUCUUGACGUUGCGAGGGGCCCAUCCAGUCUUCAACGACAUGCGCAAAGAACUCGAUGAGCAAGUGCGGAGAAAAGUGGCUGCCAAGGAAAACAACGAAACCAAUCCACAAAUAAUGGACCAGGGGGAGGAGAGUGCACCACCGCCGGCAUCCAGUACCGACGAGGAGGAAGAACUAAAACUCCCGUACGCAUCCCCGUUCAGUUUCCCAAUCAAUGGCGGCUUGUACAACAUCUUUCACCCGUCCGAUCCGGUGGCCUACCGAAUCGAACCACUUUUGCUCCCACCCGAAAUGGAAGCCGAAGAGUUUCCAAAUCCAGUGCAUGUGACGGUACAAGGUCAAGGCGUGCGAUUUCAUGUCAAAGCUCAACAGAUUGGGGACGAGAUUGGUAAGGUUCUGGACGGAAGGAGGGGAACUUUUGCCACGUUCAUUCAGCAAUCGCUGUCGGCAUUGGGAAAGCAUGGCGAAGUCGAGAUCCGUGCCAUUGAAGCUGAAAAAAGCAAUAAUAUACCCAUGGGGCCGCAAGUGUUCCCUUUAGGAGGCAAGAGCUCUCGUGUCGACUAUCAGCUGCAACGUGGGGUAGUCGACAAUGAAUACAUCUCUGCUGUCAUGGCGCAUUCCUCGUACUUUGUCAACACGGAUGUUUUGGACUUUUUCAUUGAUUUGGCAGGACCGUUUCCUCCAGGUGGUGAAGAGCCUCCCAAGGAAGAAGAUUCAGGUGGUCGGAUGAUACAGCCCAUGGAUCUUUGAUCUGGCAUCAACCUACCCAGCUAGAGAAUGCAUUUUUUGUUGCAUGUCGAUAGCCUAACUAAGGCACAAAUGAUGAUCACUGACUCGCUCGACUGUCACUCUGCAUGUACUGGCUAGCUAGACUACCGGUACCCGUGCGGUAAGCGUAUACCUUCCUUUUCUCGCAAUCAACCGUCGAGCACUUUUGGGGUUGUGGGAUGUAUCUCUGGCACCCAAACCAUGCAUUAGGCAUACCAAGUAGAGCCGGAACCAAUGUUAGCAAGGUUGGAGUAGUGAAGUUAGUAGACUCAGGAUUGCAACAGAUCAUGUUUCACACUGUUUUCAAAACCAGGAUGCCUGUGCACAUUCACUGGUGAG